Messenger RNA from Alligator mississippiensis (American alligator), 5239 nucleotides. RefSeq names its product ciliary microtubule associated protein 2 (gene CIMAP2). The record is from RefSeq and is a predicted model, not a curated record. The transcript has 10 exons. NCBI's taxonomy places the organism in Eukaryota, Metazoa, Chordata, Crocodylia, Alligatoridae. The coding region runs from base 77 to 1291 and encodes 404 amino acids.
CUGUGGUUGUCAUGGCAGCAGAGUUCCAGAGCAGCUGGGAGCCUCGGACACCGGUCUGUGGACCAGAGAACGGGGCAUGGCAUCAAAGGGCUUCACAGGUGCCCCCUUUGGGACUCAGGCAGCCAGGUUUUGUGGGCCAUUGACUUACUCAAAGGAUAAGAGACCUAGCACCCAUGCACAGAAGUCCAAUGGCAAAACGGUGUCUUCAGAUGUGGGGAAGACUUUGAGUUCAGGCUGGACGAAAGCGCAGGAAGCAGCACGGCUUUCCCAAAUCCCCCAUUUCCACUUUAAGGAGAUAUGGAAGAAAACCAAAUACCUGAAAGACAGACUGGGACCAGGAACUUACAACAUCAAGGAUUUCCUGCAAGAGACCCGGCCUUCAAGUACUAGAGGUAUAUGCGACACCGGAGAAGAGAGGUUUAAAGACACCAUUAGGGAUUGCUACCCUGGCCCAGGAACUUACGGCAGGAAUGGAAACCCUUAUGCCCUGAUAGAGGAGAAGGAAACAUUUUCUGCAAAAUCUCAAGGGAUCAUGGACAGCAGAACUGCAAAAUGCAUCUUCCCUUCCGCAGCAGGAAGCGGUUUGGGACCAGGCACCUACAAUCUCAAAAACAGCAUAGAUGAGCUGCUGAAUCGUGUGGUCAGUAAACGAGGUCCAUAUGACACUUUCUCUGGAGACAGGUCAAAGCCAGUUAUCUCUGGGCAUUAUGCUGUCGAGAAAAAACUCUAUGAGCCGGGUGCCAGCAAUCCCAAGAGCUUUGUGGAGGAGCUGGAGACAAAGAACAAUAAGAAGAAAGGUGCUUUCAGCACUCUCGCACGAAACCCAGGCUGCCCCACGGAGCGAAUCUUCUGGGCUACACUCAGCCAAUGUCCACGGGACGCGUAUGCUGCAGGGCCAGGCUCCUAUGAUCCAAAACCCAUUGAGAGAUCAGAGUACGACAAUCAACCUCCAUUUUUGUCAUCUGCAAAAAGAUUUGACAGGAGAUCGUGCUGUCUCUUUUUUGCAAACUCCAAUCCUGUCGGUGUUGGCCGCUAUGACAUCACAAAACAGGAAAAAAGUGCUCAUAAGACAUACCGUUCGCUUUACCUGUGUGAUACGCAACGCUACCUGAAUGACCUGGAGCGGGAUGCGUGCUUUUUAGAGCGAAUCAAGCCUGUUAGUAAAAGCUAUUGGCACAAUUUAGCUUCUGCUUCCAGUGAGCCAGAUCGGUCUGCACAAGCUGCUGAUUCUUCUGAAAAUUAUGUCCAUGCUGGAAAGCAAAUAUCCGUGGAUAAAUUAUUAGAGAGAUGAGUUAAGACAACUGCAUACAGAUCAAGAGAUUGUAAAAUGACCUCCAGUUUUUCUCUGUCCUAAAAUCUAUUUUGAGCUGCCAGCUACCUUCCAUUGCCAAUCGGUACUGAGCGGUCUUCACCUUGGUUUGGGACAAAAAUGGCACAAUUUACAACAGGGGAAUUUAGUAGAAUGUUACUUAGGCAUGCUUCUUUCAAAGGAAAGUUUGCCAUGCAAAGCUCACGCAAAAUUAAUAUUCCCUUUUUCAUCAGUGAUUCAAAGAAGUGCAUGUGUGCCUUGUUUGCAUCAUAGAUGGUCUAUGUAUUGCAGUUGACAGCUUUUGUUCUCCAACUAAACAACAGAAGGGAUAAAAGCCAGUCCUACCAGGACCUAAUGCUACAAAACUAGAGGUGCAUGUUUGAAGACUGAAAAUUUUGAACAUUGCAUUGAUUGAAAACAGUGAGCCCUCUGGUGGCCAAAACCUCAGUAUUUUGGUGAUAUUCACCAGAAUCUGUUCACCUUUGACUGUCUGCAUUGUAAUCACAGCUGUGACUGCAUCCCGCACUAAAUAAGCUUUAGAUGCACUGAAUAAGCUUUAAAUUUUAGCUAAGACAGGAGCUACUGGAAUUGUAUUUACUCAAGUGUUUUAGGCAGCUUUUUACUGCGUGCAUUGAGCUAUGUGCUACUUCAGCUCCACUGCUAGCAGUACCUGUGCUUGGGAAGGUCCACACAAGGUGCAGGGACAGCAGCAAUUGCUGCAGAGACAUACCUUUAAGUGGGUAAAUACAGUCACACUGUAGUUCAAAAAGUAAUGAGUGAAAAUCCUUAAUAAUCUAUUUUAUCAGUAAUGCAGAUUUGCAGUGAGCCUACAGUAAUAUACAGCAGUACUUUAUAGAACACAAGUGAAUAUACCAUUCUUUCACUACGUUUGCUUUUUUCUAGCAAUUAAAGUUUCUUAUCACCCUUUUAAACACAUACCUAUUCUAUACAUGAAAUUAGUGCCACAGAGAGACAAGGAGUUACCCCACAGUCACAGAGCAUGGCAAGUUCAGGACUAGGAAUAGAAACCAAGACAAACCUCACAACUUCUAGUAUGUCUCUGCAGUUUUGCGAUUGCUGCUCGUGCACCCAUGCCAAAAGUGAGCCAGCAUGGCUACUGCUGGCAACUCAGCAGGAGAGCUGUGUGGGUCUUCAAACCAGUCCUUAGGCGAGUUCUGCUGCUGUGGCUGAGCCACAGCUGUACCACUACAGUUAUCUAAGAUAGCUAGGUUAAAAAAUCCCUAAUUACCAGAUCAGGACAGCCACGUUAGAAAAGCAUCAACAACCAAAUUGCUAGUGCUAGGGUGCAAUUUCUCCAGUUCUAGACUUCUGGAGAUGGCUUAUCAAUCACAGUUGUAGGGGAGAAACUAGCAUCAUCAAUGGAAACAUUAUGAAUGUGGUAGAAAGGUAAACCUAUAACUGGUGAAAUACGUGAUAUGGAAAGAUGUGAAACCCAUCCUGUUCUCAUCCGCCCACCCCUGUAACCUGUCUAGGUUACAGGGGUGGGCGGAUGAGAACAGGAUGGGUUUCAACAUUGACAAGUGCAAGGUGCUGCAUCUGGAGAUGAAGAACCAGCAGCAGACCUACAGGCUGGGAAACUCCCUUCUCAUCAGCGCAGAGGCAGAAACGGAUCUUGGAGUCAUUAUUGGUGCCAAAAUGAACAUGGGCCGACAGUGUGGGGACGUGGUCAGGAAGGCCUUUUCACGCAUCCACAGAUGCAUUACGAGCAGGUCCAAGGAGGUGAUCCUCCUCCUCUAUGUGGCACUGGUCAGGCUGCAGUUGGAGUACUGUGUCCAGUUCUGGGUGUCACACUUCAGGAGGAAUGUGGACAAGAUGGAGAGGGUCCAGAGGAGGACCACUCGCAUGAUCAGGGGGCAGCAGGGCAGGCCCUAUGAGAGGCUAUGGGACCUGAACCUGUUCAGCCUCCACAAGAGAGGGCUGAGAGGGGAUCUAGUGGCCUGUUACAAACUAGUCAGGGGGGACCAGCAGGCAUUGGGAGAGUCCCUGUUCCCCCGAGCGCUCCCAGGAGUGACAAGAAAUAACGGUCACAAGCUGGCAGAGGGUAGAUUCAGACUAGACAUCAGGAGGCGCUACUUCACUGUCAGGGUGGCUAGGAUCUGGAACCAACUUCCAAGAGAAGUGGUGCUGGCUCCUACCCUGGGGGUCUUUAAGAGGAGGCUAGAUGAACACUUUGCCAGAGUUGUUUGACCCCAGUGCUUUUUCCUGCCAUGGCAGGGGGUCGGACUUGAUGAUCUGCUCAGGUCCCUUCCAACCCUACCUACUAUGUAACGAUGAUAUGGGAAGAUACUGGAGAAAUGUAGAAAGUAUAAGAGACAGCAAUAAAUAUAAAUAUUCUGGACUAGUUAAUCUUUGCAGGCUCUAUUAAUAAUGCUCUUACCUGACUGAGAUAAUUUUAGUUGUAAUUAGAUGUUAGAUGAGCCUGAUUAAAUACGUGAAUCAGUCUACAAUUAGCCUUUGGUGGGAUAAGCAACUGAAUGCCACUAAAAAUAUGGUCAGUGAAAGAAAUAGAUUGUUGUAAUACAAUGAGUGGGUGGGAAAAAGGGAGGUCCCUGGUGGAGCAAAAUGAAGAUGUCUGGAUUGUUUGGCGGGCAUGCAUAAGCUAGAGCAAUACAGCAGGGGUAACAAAAGGAACCAGUCACAUGGAAAAGGAUUUGGAUCGUUCGUAGGAAUUUAGGACUGGAAGGGAAUUUCUCAGUCACUGGGCCCAGUCCCCUGCUACUAUAAGCAAAUUGCGUUUAUAUAAUUGCUUUCAUAGACUAGUUAAAUUUCAGGUUACUCAGCCAGCAGCUAGCAAAUUCAGGUGAGUGUAGAAAUAUGUAAGACUUGUUCCUCUAGCAGCAAAAAUCCUAAUCUAGGGAAUCAGUGUGACAGCUACAUGCCAAAAAGAUUUAGGUUAGCAGAAAAAAGCCACGGCAGCCCUCAGCUUAGUUUUAAUGCUGAAAUAAAAUUGUAUGGAAGAUGUACGUUUAAAACAUGACAUGUGACAAGGCAUCAAUCAUUUAGAGCAAACUCGCCUCACUAUGGUGGCAUAGAUGAGAGACAAAUGGAAAGCGCUAUGAUCUGACAUUACCAGGUUCCACUCCUAGUUGCCAUGUCUGCAAUAAAACACACAGGUCUUGAACUGGCUUCUUCAGUCAUCUCUUGACUCACAAAUUACUUCCCUAUUUAUUUGAUGCAUGUCGCUCUUGUAUUAAGGAACUGCUAAUGGUGCACUUAAAAUACAAUAAAAUAAAAUACAAAAUAUAGCACUUGAUGUACCCAAUUUACAAUGAUAGUCAUAGUAACACAGAAAAUUGUUCUAGAAUGGGGUGCCCAACCUCUGGUCUGUAGGCCAGAUCCAGCCUGUAGCACCAUGCCAUCUACAGGGCUCCCCAUGGGUCAAGAAAUUUGGUGACAGGAGUGGUGGUAGAGCUUGAGCCCAGCAUGCAGGGCUGGGCUGGGGUAGCACCAGGCUCCAGGGCCCAAUAUCAGAGUGGGGAGGUGGGAGGGGGUAGUGCUGGACCCCCCAGGACCCAAUCCCAGUGGGAUGUGACACCAGCCUACUAAGGCCCGAUCUGGCCUCUAGACAGGCUCUGGGUCACUUAUCUGACUCAUGAGGCCAAAAUGUUGAGCACCACUGUUCUAGGAGAAAGUGGUUAAAGGGAAAGGAUAAGGACAAGGAGAAACAGCUUCACGGUUGAGAUUACUAAGAAAAGCAGGAAGCUACUUGAAUCAAUACUUACCAAGGCAACAAAGAAUGAAUUAAGCCCUGAUCCUACAAGCUGCUCUACAUGGCUGGACUCUCUCACCAGGAUGAAACCCAACUGACUUCAUUGGAACUGAAAACAACUUCUUGCUGGGUGCUACUUUCCGGGCACGCUCUGUGAUGCUCUCAGGUUUUAACCAUACCAAAAUAAAACAGGAAGCCAA